UCAUUCAGGGAUCUCAUGCUUUGACGAGCGUGAUCUCCACCUUUCGGGCUUUCGUGAGCGCUGCAUUUAAAGACCUGUGCCUCAACAAAUCCUGACGGCAAUACUGAGCUCAUCCCUGGAGGCUUACUUGAACAAGGAUUACACAGAUUCUUCAGGACUAAACCCCCACCAUGAAGGUACUUUUACUACUCGCCCUACUAACGUUAUGUAAUGCAAAGCCAUACAAACAUAUCAACGUCAUGGAGUUCAUGAAGCAUCAUGACAUCAUGCAACAAGACGCGGGUGAUUUUGAUGAUGAUGAUGACGACGACGAUGACGACGAUAAAGAUUAUGAUGAUUACGAUGAUAAUUUUGUUACGGACUGUCCUGAAGGAUGUCGGUGCUCAAAGAAGGUUCUCCAGUGCUCAGAUCAGGGUCUGACCAAAGUGCCAAAGGACAUUCCUGCAAACACGUUGCUCCUCGACCUUCAAAAUAAUGACAUCACGGAAAUUAAGGAAGAUGAUUUCAAAGGCCUGGAUAAUCUCUAUGCCUUGUUUCUGCUCAAUAACCAGAUAUCCAAAAUUCAUCCAAAGGCCUUCCGCAACAUGAACAAGCUCAAGAUUCUCCACCUGUCAUACAACUUGCUGACGCAAAUGCCAGAGAAUCUUCCUAUAAGUGUUCAAUCAUUGCGACUGCACGACAACAAGAUCAGCAGACUUCCAAAAGGAGCGUUUAAGGGAAUGCAUGACUUGAAUGUUUUAGAACUGAGUGCAAAUCCAAUUACAAACAGUGGGAUUGAUGUUGGAGCUUUUGAUGACAUGGCAACCCUUUACUUAAGAAUAGCUGAAGCAAAGCUCACAGCCAUCCCUAAAGAUCUUCCAUCUUCCCUCAACGAACUUCACUUGGACUAUAACAAGAUUGCCAAAGUGGAGUCAGAGGACUUCUUGAGAUUAAAAGGUCUACAAAGGCUUUGGCUUGACUUCAAUCAAAUCAAGUACGUAGAGAAUGGAACUUUCGCUGCCACUCCCAAAGUCAGAGAGAUUCAUUUAGACAAUAAUAAACUGAAGAAAAUUCCUCCAGGCCUGAACACCCUGAAAUAUUUACAGGUGAUGUACUUACACGCCAACAGCAUUGGCUACGUUGGAGUAAAUGACUUUUGCCCCUCGAGAACCCGGGCUAAGAAAGCCCUCUACACUAGAAUCAGUUUAUACGCAAACCCAGUGAAAUACUGGGAGAUUCAGCCACCCACCUUCCGCUGCGUUUCCAGCCACAAUUCGGUGCAACUGGGAAACCAUAGAAAGUGAGAGAAAAGCUCUCAUCAUGCCACUGGAGGGCAGCAUUAUAGUAGUCAAGAACUUCAAUGUAAUAAAUUAUCGUUUCAUGUCCACAUGAUGGCGAUGUACAGAAUAUAAUUUAUCCAAAGUCCAAGAGCAUCCGCAGUGGCAACAGACGCAUUACUUGAAUUUGUUGAGAAUUCUGAAGACUCUGAAUUCCCGUAAAGACAGAAUCAGCUAUACUGUGUGCAAUAGUAACAUAGGUUUUCAUAGUUAAUGUUUACAUUUAAAUAUUCUCAAUUUAUAAAUGUUAAAUAACAGCUUCAAUUGCGUUUUCUUUUCAGAUCAGGUGCUAAAUAAUCUUGUCCCAUGUGUUAAAGGUCUACAGGUUUAAAAUAAAUAAACAAGGCCAGUUCGUUUACUGUUCUACUUCAUGUAUUUAGAUGGGCAUUACUCAUUGGUGCUUAUUAACAGUUUAAGUCAUAACAAAUUAUAAUACUGCAUGCUAAAUGUUCAUUAUAUGGUGUUUUAUUCAUUGCCAGUGUUUGGGACAUGGACAUUUUUGUCAGAUCAUUUUUAUCAGUAUCCCUGACAUUCGCAAAACUGUACUUGCAGCAAGUGUUUCCUUAGCCAGCGGUGCUGUGUUUCUUGUUUCCAAUUUCAGAUCUUGUUGUUUUCAGAAAAAUAAAUACAAUUUAAAUAGUAA
Molecule: messenger RNA, 1959 nt
Organism: Danio rerio (zebrafish)
Lineage: Eukaryota; Metazoa; Chordata; Actinopteri; Cypriniformes; Danionidae
Gene: aspn
Product: asporin (LRR class 1)
Source: RefSeq, marked validated